Paramecium octaurelia is the source of this 1187-nucleotide messenger RNA. Lineage: Eukaryota; Ciliophora; Oligohymenophorea; Peniculida; Parameciidae. The record is from the annotation of a GenBank genome assembly.
AAUCAAUAAUGCAAAAAUAUCUCCAAAACACCUUUGCAAAAUAAUUAAAUAAAGCUUCAUUUGCUUAUUUCAGUCAUUCUGGACAUGCCUCCAAAAAACCUCCCGUGAGAGUGGCAAUUACAGGAGCAGCUGGAUAAAUUGGUUACUCCUUAAUAUUUAGAAUUGCAAGUGGCGAGAUGUUAGGACCAAAUCAACCAGUUAUUCUUCAUUUGAUCGAUUUACCAUUUGCUAUGGCUGCAUUGAAUGGAGUAGUAAUGGAAAUUCAAGAUUGCGCAUUCCCACUUGUCAAAGGAAUAGUGGCAACUGACAAUCAAGCAGUUGGAUUCAAAAAUGUUGAUUACGCUCUCCUUGUUGGUGCAAAACCAAGAGGUCCAGGAAUGGAAAGAGGAGACCUAUUAAAGGACAAUGGUAAAAUAUUCACAGAAACUGGAAAGCAUAUCAAUGUAGAAUAUUUCAUAUUAACUCGUAGGAACAUGCAAGUAGAGACAUCAAAGUGGUUGUGGUUGGUAAUCCAUGCAAUACAAAUUGCUUAAUUUUAGCAAAUCAAAUUAAAGAUAUUCCAAAAGAAAACUUUACAGCUAUGACUAGAUUGGAUCAUAAUAGAGCACAACAUCAAUUAGCUGACAAAUUGGGAGUUCACACCACCGAUAUCAGAAGAAUAGCCAUCUUUGGAAAUCAUUCCCCCACUAUGGUACCCUAUAUUGAUUAAAUGACAGCAAAAAGUAAUCAAGGAUUUUGUAUUCAUUAGAUCACAAAGCCACUGUGGAUUAAUAAUGGGUUUCCUAAACUUUUAUUCCAACUGUUCAAUAAAGAGGAGCUGAAAUCAUUAAAGCUAGAAAACUGUCCAGUGCAGCUUCAGCUGGAAAUGCAGCCAUGAAUCACAUUACUACUUGGGUUAAUGGUACUGCUGAAGGUAAUACACAAUUAAUAAUUUAAGGUGAUUUUACAUCCAUGGCCAUCCCUUCCGAUGGUAGUUAUGGAGUACCCAAGGGAUUGAUUUUCUCAUUUCCCGUUUCUGUCAAAAAUGGAAAAUACUCCAUUGUUUAGGGGUUGCCAAUUUCACCCUUCUACUAAGGCCUUCUUGAUAAAACCAUAAAGGAAUUAGUUGAUGAGAGAAAUGCAGUUGAUCAUUUGCUUAAAUGAUAUUCCAUAUUUAAUCAAUCCAUAUUAAAAUAUUUAGAUCAGUG